AACAAUUAUUUUAAGCAAAAUUUACAUUAUAAAUUUACAUAUCCCAACUAUUACAUUAUUAUCUUUAUAACGCACUAUAAAUAUUUCAUUUAAUAUGAGUCAAAGGCCAUCUUCAAGAAAUGCAUGCACACGAGAACAACCAAGGACUAGAACGAAAAGUUCGGAAUCUAAUAGAUGUGGACGGCCACAGGCAACCAAGUGUAGAGUUAUUGAACCUAUCCAAGAGGAAUGCGCUAAUAAUAACGAUUCACAAAUAAUCGAAGAUCAAAGUUGUCCAUACGAGGAUCAAGAACCAAGGUAUGAUCCCAAAGAGCUUCGUGAUGCUGUUCGAAUACUUAAUCCAUUUGUUAGACUAAUUAAAGACACUAAUAAUCCGUAUGCAAGAAUAGUAGCUCGAGAGGUAUGCAAAACUUUUUAUCGUUUGUUCCACCCAAAUAUACAUCCCAUAGACGUUAUGAAAACGAUUAAUUGGAGAGCUAAGACUGUAAGAACCCAACAGUUAUGGAGUGAAUUUUGGCUCUACGUCCCUGGGGCAACAGUUGAAGAAUGGGUAUCGUUACGUGAAGUUGUUAAGAAUGACAAUCUCAUAGAUUUUAGCGACUAUUGUAAUCCAUGUCAAACGCAAACUAAAAAUUGUAACUCACAAGUUGAUGAACAAUGCCCCGCAAAUCAAUUACCCAAUAAUGAAGACUGCGUUCAACGGUGCUCAACGCCUCGCCGACAAAAUCGAUGCGCUCAGGGAACUCCUGAACAUGUAAACUUUGAAGACAUGUGUAAUUUUGUUUCACACCCAAGCUUAUACGACGUUAGUCCUCCAGUUAGUCCUCCAUGUAUGGAUUUCGAUCAUCAAGCCGCUGGUUCUGAUAAUCUACCAUGCGCACAUAAUUCUAAACCAAGAAGAAAUUCUCCAUGCUUUCAAAGUGAUGUUAACCAAAAUAAAUAUGCGUUUAAAUUGGAUUCGAAACAGCGUCGUGAGAAAAUAUCUAGGACCCAAUGUCAGUUGGAAAAACUUGAUGAAUCAACAAGUAAAAAGUGUCGUGUCGGUUUUGAAGAAACUAUGAGAAAAAUAAAAAUUAUAAAUUGCACCUCGCAAUGCAAACGCCAACCUGCAGGAAAUGACUUUCAUUUCCCGCACAGUGUACCUAGCUGUAGUAGUGGCCCGAACUGUGGUAGUGGCCCGACCUGUAGUAGUGGCCCGACAUCUGUGCCUAAGCCUAAUCCUGGAAUGGCUGGAACUGAUACUACACAACACGAAUAUUACAGAAUAACUGCAAACACACAGUCACCGCAACAAAAUCAAAAUAAUACAUGUCGUCGGUCUUUGCCAAGAACACCAGUUGAACCAGAGCUUAGAACAAAUGCUCUACAAUGUUCUGUAACUGAAAACGACGAAGAUUGUAAUGAUUCAGAUUCUGUCAACAGUGUAAAAAGUAUACAGCAGAUAGUAUGCAAAUCAAGUUUAGUUGCCAACGCAUUUACUAAUUUGUCGUUAGCGAAAAAAGACCUUCAGGCAAAAACAGACGCUUUUAAUAUGUUAACACAACAUUAUUUAAAUUUUGUAUCGAACCCAAUAGAAGCAGACCCUCCGUGUGAUAACAGUCCGACUGCCAAGAUGAUCUUGCAAGCUAUCUAUAAAAAUCCACCAAAAAUUAUUAAGCCAUUCAAUGAUUGUGAAUGGAACGAUAAUGCAUUUCACGACAAGGAUUUCAUUCGUUUACUCCCGUUUUAUGAAAGCGUACAUAACCAAUUAGAAUAUAUUUCGAAAACACAGCGAGAUUAUGGUAUAAAUAUGUUGGAUGACAUUAUGUCCACUCUGUAUCAUAUACACUACGAUCUGGGUGAUCCAAGACUCAAAAACGAUAUGCUUAUAGAACACGUCAAACUUAUUACAAGAAAUACUUGGGAAACAUAUUUUUAUAAAGAUAAAAAAAUGCCUGCUAUACCUGAUAGAUCACUAGAAAACUAUAGACCAACCCCACAACAAUCUUAUCAACCUAGUCCAGUACAACAACCGUGUCCAAGACAACCUAGUCCAGUACAAAAAUCGUGUCCAAGACAAGUUCGUCCGAAGCCGCCAAACCAGAGACCAUCAAAUGUUAGAGAACCAGUUUCAAGUAAUGCACCGAAGCCUAAUGUCAACAGAAGACCGGGGGCGACAUGUAACCAAAGAGUGACUGAUUGUCCUCAAGAAGAUUAUAAUCCUGCUGCGGAAAAUAAAAGAACUUUUCUACGCAGAAGUCGUCCAAGUGGUGCGCCAAAAGGCUGGGCUCCAAAAUUGAAACAGGCAGAUCGACCGGACACCUUGCCGGCUUUCAAAGCGAAACCGUUGCCAAAAUUUGUUCGUGAUAGGUUAAAUAAUCGAGAUGAAGCGUGUUAAAUGUUGACAAUAAAUUUUAAAAUCCAAUAGAUUCAACAUAAUAUAA
Acyrthosiphon pisum (pea aphid) is the source of this 2423-nucleotide messenger RNA. RefSeq lists its product as uncharacterized. NCBI's taxonomy places the organism in Eukaryota, Metazoa, Arthropoda, Insecta, Hemiptera, Aphididae. The record is from RefSeq and is a predicted model, not a curated record. Bases 95 to 2377 code for a protein of 760 amino acids. The transcript is spliced from 2 exons.